AACAAAAAUGCCAUACGGCCGCCCCCCGCCGGUCCUCCUCAUCUCGACUCUCGUCCCCAUCUCCCUCCUUCUCAUCCUCAACCCUCUCCUUCCACUCGUCGGUUCUCAUCUCCCCCCAACCGUUGCCGGGGUCUUGCCAAAGUCUCUGCUUGCGGAUGGCCCGCCGACUUUACCUGCCCUCCAGGCGAGUAUUGGGUUCGCGAUACUAGCCUUUGUGGGAGGGGUAUGGGUAGUGCCAAGAGUGGGAGAGGCGUUCAUCGACAAGGGCCUGCGGGGCAGAGAUCUUUUGAAGCCUGGGGGCAGAGAGAGCGGGCCUUGGAUACCAGAGAGCUUGGGUCUCCCAUGUGCAAGCUUGUAUAUCGCUCUGAUGAUGCUGUUCAUCCCUUUCCCGUUCUCCCAUCUAUUCCAAGGAGGCACCCUGGAAGUGUUCCCUCAGCGCGAACUGACGUUAUACCUAUCAUCUCUCCUCUCACUUCUGACGGCGACCCUCCUAGGCUUCAUCGACGACCUGUUUGAUAUCAGAUGGCGACACAAGCUGCCUAUCCCCAUCGUUGCCGCUGUCCCAACGCUCCUGGUGUAUUACUCUGUAGGAGGCGUGACGAAUGUCGUGCUUCCCAUGAGUGUUGCUGGAUGGGCCAAGAGUGUAGGAGAACUGGUCGGGCUGGGUGACUGGGUUACAAGCGGAGGCAUAGUACAUCUCGGCCCUAUAUACUACGUCUACCUCGUCCUCCUGCCCACAUUCACCACCAACUCGAUCAAUAUUCUCGCCGGCAUUAACGGCGUCGAAGUCCUUCAAGCCUUCCUCAUCGCCCUCUCCGUCAUCCUGAACGACCUGUUAUACCUGCCCAUCUGGUCCCCUACCCUCCUCACCUGGUUGGGUGUCACUGGGAAAGGUGUCUCAGAGGGACGUCUUCUCGAAUGGGCGUUGGGAGAAGUGGUGGAUCGGCAUUUGAUGAGUCUGUAUUUCAUGGGCCCCAUGGCGGGGAUCUGUACUGGGUUUUUGUGGCAUAACUGGUAUCCCGCCGCUGCAUUCCCCGGAGACACAUUUUGCUACUUUACAGGCAUGGCAUUCUCCGCCGUCGCCAUUCAGGGACACUUUUCCAAGACCCUCAUCCUCUUCUUCAUCCCUCAAAUAUUCAACUUUAUCCUGUCUUGCCCGCAGUUGUUCGGUCUGGUGCCUUGUCCCAGGCAUAGACUUCCUUCGUUUGACAAGGAUACCGACCUACUCCAUCCCUCACGCGCGACAUUCGACCAGCCCCCUCCCGCCAAGACAGCCAUCACCCUCCGCAUCCUCGAGACGUUGCACCUCGUUCAUCUCGAGUACACCCCGCCAUCACCCGACAAGCCACAAUAUAUCAAAUCCACCUCCAACCUCACCCUCAUCAACUUUUUGCUCGUGCUCUUUGGGCCUAUGAGGGAGCCGACGCUGUGUACCUUGGUCGGGGGGGUGCAAGUGCUGGGUAGUGCCAUCGCAUUUGGGAUCAGGUACGGGGUUGGGAGUUGGUUUUAUGGAGGCGAGAGACGGUGAUAUAUACUCCCGUUUAUGUAUAGUAAUGUGCACUUGGACAUCGCCAUUAG
Cryptococcus amylolentus CBS 6039 is the source of this 1578-nucleotide messenger RNA. RefSeq lists its product as hypothetical. The transcript is spliced from 6 exons. Gene Ontology annotation, biological process: protein N-linked glycosylation; dolichol-linked oligosaccharide biosynthetic process. The record is from RefSeq and is a predicted model, not a curated record. Gene Ontology annotation, molecular function: UDP-N-acetylglucosamine-dolichyl-phosphate N-acetylglucosaminephosphotransferase activity. Lineage: Eukaryota; Fungi; Basidiomycota; Tremellomycetes; Tremellales; Cryptococcaceae. Gene Ontology annotation, cellular component: membrane. The coding region runs from base 8 to 1528 and encodes 506 amino acids.